This is a messenger RNA of Carlito syrichta (Philippine tarsier), 2474 nucleotides long. It is a transcript of the gene ZNF614, whose product is annotated as zinc finger protein 614. Lineage: Eukaryota; Metazoa; Chordata; Mammalia; Primates; Tarsiidae. The coding region runs from base 284 to 2035 and encodes 583 amino acids. Gene Ontology annotation, biological process: regulation of DNA-templated transcription. The record is from RefSeq and is a predicted model, not a curated record. The transcript is spliced from 5 exons.
CGAAACGCGUCUGACUAGGAAGUGGCUUCGGCUGCUGGUCCGGGAUUUUGUCGCUGUGGGCGGUGUCUGGAGAGGUUCACCAUCGGGUCCUGGCUUCCAGAAGCAAGAUAAAUCAAAUGACGGAAUGAAAGAAAAGGAGAAAGUUGCUGGCCUUGGAUAUCAUCAUUUCUGGGGAUGACUUCAACUGGCCAGUAAUAUUUCUGACUACAAAAACUUUAUGGCAGAUGUAUAAAAGACAAAAGACAUAUAGUCUAUGUUGCUCACUUUUUCCUGAGCACAGAAGAUGUUUGAAUUCCAGGAAUCACUGACCUUAGAAGAUGUGGCUGUGGAAUUUACCUGGGAAGAAUGGCAGCUGCUGGACUGUUUUCAGAAAGACCUUUAUCGAGAUGUGAUGUUGGAAAACUAUAACCAUCUAGUAUCACUGGGGUAUCAAGAUAGCAAGUCAGAUGCACUCUCCAAGUUGGCACAAGGACAAGAACCAUGGAUAAUGGAAGAUAAAAUUCAGAGAAGAAACUGUCCAGGAAUCAGCAAAAUUAACCAUCAUCUGCAAGAGCACUCUCCAAAGAAAACAUUUCUUAAGAGCAUGCAACAAUUUAAUGAACAGAAUGCAUUUAGAAAUAUUGUUCAUCUGAGCAAAACACAUUUUCCCCUAGUGCGAAAUCAUGAUAUAUUUGACUUAAAUAUAAAAACUUUGAAAUCAAGUUUAAGUUUAGUGAACCAAAAGAAAAAACAAGGACUAAAUAACCCAAUUGAGUUUAGUAAAGGGGAGAAAACACUUCAGCAUGGUAAGCAUGAACAUAUGUGUACUAAAAUUAAAUUGCCUGAGAGUACAAACUGCAUUGCUACUAAAUUCCAACUCUUUAAGCACCACGGAACCCAGAAAGCUGAGAAACCCCAUUCAUGCAUUGAGUGUGAACAGACCCUCCUCGGGAAGUCUAAGCUCAUUUACUAUGAGAGUACUCAUACAAACCAUAAUCCUGGAAGUGGUCAAUAUGAGAAAUUAUCCAGAAGUAUCAUGUUCACUCAACACUGGAAAACUCUUACAAAAGACAAAACUUAUAUAACUAGUGAAUAUAGAAAAGAGUCCACUGUGAAGGACAGUCUCAUUGCACAUCAGCAAACCCAUACAGAAGAGAAAUCCUAUGUAUGCAGUGAGUGUGGAAAGGGGUUUACAAUGAAGCGCUAUCUAAUUGCUCAUCAACGAACUCACAGUGGAGAAAAACCUUAUGUAUGCAAUGAAUGUGGAAAAGGUUUCACUGUGAAGAGCAAUCUCAUCGUACAUCAGCGAACUCAUACAGGGGAGAAACCCUAUAUAUGCAGUGAAUGUGGAAAAGGCUUCACCAUGAAGCGCUAUCUUGUUGUACAUCAGCGAACUCAUACUGGAGAGAAACCCUAUAUAUGCAGUGAAUGUGGAAAAGGCUUUACCGUGAAGAGCAAUCUCAUUGUCCAUCAGAGAUCGCAUACAGGGGAAAAAUCUUACAUAUGCGGUGAAUGUGGUAAAGGCUUCACUGUCAAACGCACUCUCAUUAUCCACCAGCGAACUCACACAGGAGAGAAAUCUUAUAUAUGCAACGAAUGUGGCAAAGGCUUCACUACAAAACGCACACUCAUUAUACAUCAGCGAACUCAUACCGGAGAAAAACCCUAUGAAUGCAAUGAAUGUGGUAAAGCCUUCAGCCAGAAAAUAUGCCUCAUACAACAUGAGAGAUGUCAUACAGGAAAGACUCCUUUUGUAUGUGCUGAGUGUGGAAAAUCCUAUUCACACAAAUAUGGUCUUAUCACCCACCAGAGAAUUCACACAGGAGAAAAACCUUAUGAGUGCAACGAAUGUGGAAAAGCUUUCACCACAAAGUCAGUACUCAAUGUACAUCAAAGAACUCAUACAGGAGAGAGACCUUAUGGUUGCAGUGAUUGUGAAAAAGCCUUUUCCCACUUAUCCAACCUUGUUAAACAUAAGAAAAUGCACACAAGAGAAAUAGGUAGACUCAGUCAAGUUGAAAAUUCCAUCAACAGAGAGUCACAGCUCAUUACUUAAAAGUGAACUCAUGCAGAACAAAACUACUAAUGCAAUAACUGGAAAUGUCUUUUAUGGAAUCUCAGACUUCAUAAAAUAUCAGUGUGUUUCUAGCAGAUUGGAAUGUAAUCAUGGAGAUGAAAGUGGAAAUAAAAGAAUUUGCCCUAGAGCUAAUCCUGGUGAAUACAAUUAGUAAGGUGGUGCUUUAGUGUUCCUCUACCUCAUAUUUUCUGUCAAUGAAAACAUUGGAUAAACUUCAAUGUGGAAAUGCCUUGAGCAAUAAAUUCUGCUCAUGUAUAUGAAAAUUUUGUGCUGAAAUGAAUUCUGCAAAUGCAGAGACUAGAAAAAGCCUUCUGUGGAAAGAUAGACUUUAUUAUCAGGCAGGUUUCAUCAUAGAUUAUCAGUGAGCUCAUUGUUGAUAGAAAUAUGAUGGUGAUGACAAAGCCUUUACCCAGAAAUA